Molecule: messenger RNA, 294 nt
Organism: Monodelphis domestica (gray short-tailed opossum)
Lineage: Eukaryota; Metazoa; Chordata; Mammalia; Didelphimorphia; Didelphidae
Source: RefSeq, a predicted model, not a curated record
AUGGAACCGCUAGAGAAGUCGACCCUGCUGAGCGAGCGGAGAUAUAACGGCUCGUUGACAAAGACGCUGAAGACUCUUCUGGUUUUCACGGCUUUAAUGAUCACUUUGCCCCUUGGAUUAUAUUUCUCUUCCAAGUCCUAUGUAUUUGAGGGUACUUUGGGAAUGUCUAAACCAGACAGCUAUUUCUAUGCUGCUAUUGUUGCUGUCGGGGCUGUUCACCUGGUACUUGCUCUCUUCGUCUAUGUUGCCUGGAAUGAAGGCUCGAGACAGUGGCGGGAAGGCAAACAAGACUGA